This is a messenger RNA of Tetranychus urticae (two-spotted spider mite), 1460 nucleotides long. Its product is annotated as tigger transposable element-derived protein 6. Gene Ontology annotation, cellular component: nucleus. Lineage: Eukaryota; Metazoa; Arthropoda; Arachnida; Trombidiformes; Tetranychidae. The record is from RefSeq and is a predicted model, not a curated record. Gene Ontology annotation, molecular function: DNA binding.
UGUUUUGGUAAAUAUUUUAAAAAUAUCUCGACUCAACAUUUUUUACUCAACAUUUGAAUUUACAAUGUCUGUUUAUUUUGUUUUAUUAUGUAAUUUGGAUUACAGUAAUCAAAGACAGUUUAAAUAUGAUCUCCUACUUAGUUUUGCUACAUAAAAAACGAAUUAAACUUGUUUAGUAAGGGAAAGCCACAGUUUUUGAUCUCAAAAAAUCCCAUAACAUUGAAAAUGGAAGUGUCAAAAAGUGAAAGUGUUAAGAAAAAGAAGAGGAGACUGAGACUGGAAGAAAAACUCAAGAUCAUUGAUGCGGUUGAUAGAGGUUUUUCCUAUGCUGAGAUUGCUUCACAGUAUGGAAUAUCCAUUGGAUCAAUUGCUUACAUCAAUAGUAAUAAGCAGACUUACUUAUCAGCGAUAGAGAAGGGUUAUAACCUGGAUAUCAAAAAGACACCCACUGAGGUUACCCAGAGAUGUGACCAAGAAAUAAAAGAAUUCAUCGAAAAAUCUCUCAACGCAAAUUUACCUCUGAGUAGGAACUUGAUUACUACCGUAGCAAAAGAAUCAUACACUGACAAUGGCAAGACCAAUUUUAAAGGAUCAAAUGGUUAUUAUAACAGGCUCAAAAAGAGAUUAAACUUGAAAAAAUUGAAAUUGCCCGAAGAUGAUGCUGCGGUUGACUCGUUAAAGCUACACAAAUGGAAACUUGCUUCAUUUGAAAUUAUUAGUGAAUAUACGCAAAACAACAUUUACAAUCUUGAUGAGACUGGACUGCUGAUGAAAAAAAGUCCGGAAUGUACUUUUUUUGAUGACGAUAACGACGAUGAAAGUGAAGAAGUAAAGCAAAAGAAAAGAGAGAAAAAAGGAAGAUCUUGGUUAACAAUAAUUUUUAUCUGUAACAUGAGUGGAGUCAAGGAAAAGUUAAAAGUUAUCAACAGAUACGAAAAACCAAGAGCUCUCAGACGAUACAAUUUUGAUCAUACCAAGCUUCCAGUUGAUUAUUAUUUCAAUGACAAUGCCAUAAUGACAUCGGAUAUUUUUCAGUCAAUAAUAAUGAAAUGGAAUGAGGAGCUGAAAAUUCAAAAUAGAAAUGUCUUGUUGCUGCUUGACAAAUUAAAAGGUCAUCACAUUGAUUUUGUCCCUUCUAAUAUUAAAUUUUUGUAUCUCCAUCCUGAUUCUACACCAGUGAUUCAACCUUUAGAAGCCGGAAUCAUAAAGGAAUUUAAAGAUCAUUAUAUUUCUCGCUAUCGAAAGUGUUUACUUGAAGAAAUGGAAAAAACUGCAACUAAUAUCCAAUUUGCUAUUAAAAAAUUAAAUAUUGUAAAUGUUAUUCAAUUAAUCAAUUUUGCUUGGCAAGAUGUAAAAACUGAAACAAUCUGUGAUUGUUGGAAAAAUGUUCUCGACCAAAAAACAAAUUUUGCCUCUCUUUUUGACCACAAUUAUUAAAACUCUUUAAAUUAUUAGAUUAA